Cylicocyclus nassatus is the source of this 1154-nucleotide messenger RNA. The record is from the annotation of a GenBank genome assembly. NCBI's taxonomy places the organism in Eukaryota, Metazoa, Nematoda, Chromadorea, Rhabditida, Strongylidae.
GUUCACUGGGCCUGAAGGGAAGGAAAUUCAGCUAUGGUGAACAUAAUCCUAACACUGCUAGCAGCAUCUUUGGCGACAGCUUCGCAGAUGUCAGUAGAAGAGUUCAAAGCUCUCCCAGUUCCUGAAUAUGUUAAAGAUCUAAAGGGGCAGGAGUUUGUGGAUUACAUCAAUAAUAAUCAACCAUUUUACAAGGCAGAGAUCCCAAAAAUGACUUACGAAGAAUUCAAAUCUCGAUUGAUGGCUGUUAGCUUUUUGAAAAAGCCAGAACAAACCGAAAAGGCAGAAGAGCUUGUUCUCGACGAAGAGAUUCCGGAAAGGUUUGAUGCUCGAGAGAAAUGGCCGCAAUGCGACUCCAUCAAGCUAAUUCGAGAUCAAGCUAACUGUGGAUCUUGCUGGGCCGUAUCUGCAGCAUCCGCCAUGUCUGAUCGAGUAUGCAUGCAAUCAAAUGGUGCUAGAAGGACAAUGGUCUCAGACACCGACAUUCUUGCCUGCUGCGGUAUCAGCUGCGGUCUUGGAUGUUAUGGGGGAUUUGUGCUGUCGGCCUGGACAUACGCAAAAAAUAAAGGAGUCUGCUCUGGCGGUCCAUAUAAAGCGACUGAUUGCUGCAAGCCGAACGAGUUCCAUCCUUGCGGUAAGCACAAAGAUCAACCUUACUACGGUGAGUGCCCAGAUGAUGCAAAGACACCAGCUUGCCGUGCCCGAUGUCAAUUCCGCUAUAGAAAAGACUACGAAGGGGACAAGAUCUACGCAUCUAGCUCCUAUUGGGUUAAUGAGAACGAAACGGCUAUACAAAAGGAGAUAAUGGCAAACGGGCCCGUUCAAGCCGCCUUUAGAGUAUACACGGAUUUCAUGUACUAUACCAGCGGCGUUUACAUGUACAAAUGGGGAGAAGAGGCAGGAGGUCACGUCAUCAAGAUAAUUGGAUGGGGUGUGGAGAAUGGGGUCAAAUAUUGGCUAGUAGCCAACUCCUGGAAUUUUGAUUGGGGAGAAGAAGGAUACUUUAAAAUACUUCGUGGAUCUAACGAAUGUGGAAUUGAAGAAGAAGUUGCAGCAGGCAUGAUAAAAGUAUAAUUAUACUACUCUGUUGUGACCUAUCGUAUGGCUUGUUAGAUUAAAUCUGUAUUUUGAAGCAUAAAAAGAAUGCGAAUCGUCUC